CUGUUCUAAUCUCCAACAUCUCUGGAUGAAAUUUGGUGAGUGUUUUAUUGUUUCAUCUAACAUUUCAUUACCUAUCUGGAAACAUCAUAUUUAAGUGAUUGCUUUGAUAGUUUCCAAAUUAGUAAUUUUUUUCACGAACGGGUUUACUAUGCACAUGGUUUUGGGGAUAUUUUGCUCUAGGAGCAAUGUAUCCCUUUUAAAGAAUGUUUUCAGUUAAUAAUUUUUCUGGUAUUGUUUUUUUUAGAUAAUCAUGCCCAGAAAAUACGUUAGAAGGAUUGACGCACGGCGUUAUAAAGCCUACACUGAAGAUGCGUUGGAAGAAUGUCUGCGGGCUAUAGAGUCGAAAGUUUUAACCCAAAGAAAAGCAGCUGCAGAAUUUAAUAUUCCAAGAAGAACACUCAUCAACAGAAUUAAGGCUAGAAAAGACCGCAAAAAGGUUGGUGGACCCGGAUUUCCACCCAUAUUUAAUGAUGAAGAAGAAUUACAUUUCUGCGACUGCGUUGAAAGAAUGGGCCAGUACGGAUUUCCACUGUCGGAGUUGGAUUUACGCAUGAUUGUUAAAGCGUACCUUGACAAAAUUGGCCGAAAUGUCAAAAGAUUUAAAAGUAAUAUGCCAGGGACAGAAUGGGUUUCCUCAUUCCUGCGUCGUCAUACAAGCUUGUCCAAGAGAUUUGCAGCCAAUAUUAAACGAGCAAGAGCUGCUGUCGAUGUCGAUGCUUUAACCCAAUUUGUUGACAAUAUCAAGGUAGCAGUUGAAGGAGUGCCUGCAAGUAACAUUUGGAAUUUUGACGAAACCAACCUCACAGAUGACCCUGGUAAUAAAAAAGUGGUCGUAAAAAGGGGAACCAAGUAUCCCGAACUUAUCCGCAAUGCAUCAAAAAGUUCAAUUUCCCUGAUGUUUUGUGGCAAUGCUGAAGGUGAGCUGCUGCCGUUGUAUGUUGUUUAUAAAUCGACUUGUCUCUGGACCACAUAAUAAGAAUUAUUCAAGUUUAAGACUGAUUCUAAUGGAGCUACAAGGUAUAUUUUGAUUGAUCUCAAUAAAAAAAACUGUGAUUCUGAGCGAAAUUUGUGUUUUUCUGCUACCCCAACUAUCAUCCAAUGGAGCAUUGAUGAAUAAAGCACGUUAUUUAAUGCUCCACGCCAGAAAUAGCUCCGAAUCCAAAGUAAUCUUGCCUUGGAGCAAAGUAUCCUGCUUCAUACAGAUUACUUUGCUCCAAAAACAAAGUUUUAAAAUAUCGAAUGUAUCAACUAAACUGGAACAAAUUUCAACCUAAAGGGUAGAUAAAGAGUACAUAUUUCCCAGAAAACCAUUGAAAGUACAAUAACUCCAUAUUUAUAAAAGAUGCGAUGCGAUUCGUAAAAGUGGAGCCAAUUUUGGAGCAAAGUAGGACCAUUUUACG
Molecule: messenger RNA, 1400 nt
Organism: Leguminivora glycinivorella
Lineage: Eukaryota; Metazoa; Arthropoda; Insecta; Lepidoptera; Tortricidae
Exons: 2
Coding region: 251-973 (240 amino acids)
Cellular component (GO): nucleus
Molecular function (GO): DNA binding
Source: RefSeq, a predicted model, not a curated record